AUGUCGACGACAGCUGAUUCCAGCAGCAAUUUGCUGCGCAAGAGUCGCCAGGAAAGGAUGCUCGAAGACAGCAUCAACAAUCCUAUACCUCCUGCCAUUGAGGCAGAGAUUGAAAAAACCCAAGAUGCCAAUUCCGAGGACCUGGAGGCCGAUGGCGGAAACGAAAAGGAAGAACAGCAUCCUGAAAACGGCAAGUUGUCUUCUUUGAAAGCUUCUCACAGCAUGCCUAAACGUACCAAAAAGUUCAUCAUCUUGGUUGCGUGCGUUGCGGCAAUGGGAGGUCUCAUCUUUGGUUACGAUAUCGCCGGUGCAGGUGCGACAUUCGUAAUGGAAGGCUUCGAACUUCAUUUUGGAUGGAAAUGUGUCGAAGGAGACCUCGAGUGUACCCCGGCUACCACAAGCGAAAUCGAUCGCGACAAGGGCUUGAUCAAUGGAUUGUUUGGCAUUGGCGCCACCUUCGGAGCCCUGAUCAAUCCUUACUUUGCUGAAAAGCACGGCAGACGAAUUUCCUUGAGUAUCUCUGCCGUGGUGUUCAUUCUCGGGGCAGCGAUUCAGAGUUUUAGUCCUACCAUGGCGGUCAUGUGGACCGGUCGCAUCUUUAGCGGCAUGGGCAUUGGUAUGCUCAGUAUGUGUGCUCCCAUCUACAUUGCCGAGUGCUCCCCCGAGCACAUUCGUGGCGCUUUGGGUACAUUGUGGCAACUGGCCAUUACCCUCGGCAUUGUGGUGGCCAGUGCUGCCAAUCUCGGUUUGCAACACUUGGAUUGGGGAUGGCGCCUGAGCUACGGUGGCAACAUUUCGUUUGCCAUUGUCAUGUUGAUCUGUUUGGCGUUUAUGCCCGAGUCUCCCCGUUGGUUGGCGGCUCAUGCGAGUGAAGAAGAAACGCGCAAGGCUCUGGCUCGGAUGCGUUUCGAGGACGAGAUUGACCUGGAAUACACCAAGAUUAUGAUUGAGAUUGGCGAAGAAUUGGAAAUGGGAGUAGCUCCUUGGAGUGAAGUGUUUUCUGACCACAACUGCAUGCGCCGUCGUGUGUUGCUCGGAGUGCUGUUCUUUGCAUUUCAGCAAUUGGCAGGCAUCAAUGCAGUCAUGUUCUACGCUCCUGACAUUUUGAAUAAGUUCUUUUCGGAGAACACGGCUGUCUAUGGAACGUUUAUUCUGAAUGUGGUGAACUGUUUGGCCACGUUUAUCACCGUUGCGACGGUGGAUAAGUUUGGCCGUACCAAGCUGUUGGUGGUGGGCGGCUGUCUGAUGUUUCCCUUUUUGUUGGUGAUUGGUAUUUUGGCAACUGUGGAUCAGACGCAAGGAGUGGGGUAUGCCGUGAUUGUGUUUUCUGCCUUGUACAUUAUCAGUUUUGCGGCCAGUUGGGGCCCUGUUCUUUGGGUGAUUGUGGGCGAGAUGUUUCCAUUCCGUACUCGCGGCAAGGCAGUGGGUGCAGCAACGAUGAGUCAUUGGAUCUUUACUACGAUUGUGGGAGCGUUGUUUCCGGUGGCAUCUUCAGCGUCUCUGUCCGCCUGUUUUUUCUUUUUCGCGGCCAUGAUUUUCAUUGGUAACUGUGUGGUCUACUUUUACCAAGUGGAGACGGCAGAAAGGACGAUUGAACAGAUUGACGAGGCCUAUGCUACCCACAAGCCUGCUUUGAAACGCAAGGAUUGGUGA
Molecule: messenger RNA, 1653 nt
Organism: Seminavis robusta
Lineage: Eukaryota; Bacillariophyta; Bacillariophyceae; Naviculales; Naviculaceae
Source: the annotation of a GenBank genome assembly